Messenger RNA from Candidula unifasciata, 334 nucleotides. The record is from the annotation of a GenBank genome assembly. Lineage: Eukaryota; Metazoa; Mollusca; Gastropoda; Stylommatophora; Geomitridae.
GUCCCAGUCUUAGAUUCAACAGUUGUAUGCAGGCAGACUUAGACUGUGGAAUGAAUGUUGUGAUCAAGACUGAAAAGGAACAGGAGACAAGUGGUGUGGUUGCUCCACACAAGAUAUCAGAAAAGAGGGCAAGAAUAAAACAGCGCCCAUGCAAAGAAGAUUCAAAGAAGAUUGACUUCAGGAAGUCCUCUUGGAUGAAUGGGUUCAUGAUGUACAGUCAUAUACACAGGAAGCAGCUGAUUAGGGAAAAGCCAGGACUGCAUGCAUCCGUUAUCAGUAAAUUAUUGGGACAUAGGUGGAGAUCAAUGACCAGUGAGCUACAACAGCCCUACAG